This is a messenger RNA of Dioscorea cayenensis subsp. rotundata (Guinea yam), 552 nucleotides long. RefSeq names its product gibberellin-regulated protein 11-like. The record is from RefSeq and is a predicted model, not a curated record. The transcript has 3 exons. Lineage: Eukaryota; Viridiplantae; Streptophyta; Magnoliopsida; Dioscoreales; Dioscoreaceae. Bases 130 to 441 code for a protein of 103 amino acids.
UAUUGGCUCAUCCUCUCUUUGCUAAUCUCUAUAUAUGGAGAUACAUUUCUUCUUUGCUUCUUCAUAAUUAGAACAAUUCCAAAGAGUGCAGAUAUCUCUUAGCAAUUAAGAAGUCUCUUCUCUUGUCUAAUGGCAUCAUCUCAAAGUCUUGCGCUUUCUUUUCUUUUAGUUCUCUUGUUGGCUUUCUCUCUUGUGGAGUCUCAAAUGGAGAUAAGUGGAGGGAUUGGACGGUCACUUUUAAUUGCUAAGCCAACGUUAGAUUGCGGAGGAGCAUGUAAAGUGAGAUGUAGUAAAUCAUCGAGGCCGAACCUUUGCAAGAGAGCUUGCCGGACUUGUUGUAUGAGGUGUCACUGUGUGCCUCCAGGGACAUAUGGGAAUUAUGCCUUUUGCCCUUGCUAUGCUACCCUUACCACCCAUGGAGGUAAGCGCAAGUGCCCUUAAACUUAAGAGGAUGCAUGAACCCUAAAUUUUAUAUGAUGAUCUUCUUGAGAUAUAUACGUGUGUGUGUGUGUGUGUGUGUGUGUGUGUGUGUGUGAGAGAGAGAGAGAGAGU